Molecule: messenger RNA, 968 nt
Organism: Phascolarctos cinereus (koala)
Lineage: Eukaryota; Metazoa; Chordata; Mammalia; Diprotodontia; Phascolarctidae
Gene: DDIT4L
Product: DNA damage inducible transcript 4 like
Biological process (GO): negative regulation of signal transduction
Cellular component (GO): cytoplasm
Source: RefSeq, a predicted model, not a curated record
GGGACCCUGUGGGUCGGUGCAGGGGUGCGUUGAGGGCGGGGGGCGCUGGUGACUACUGCUGGGUGCCUGCAGGGCAGUACCCUAUUGCCCCCCGCCCAGAGAAAGAGUGCUUUAAAAGGGGUUCGCUUGAGGAGGGCUUUUCUUUUCUUUUCUUUUCUGUAUAUUUAAAUUGCCGUAUCCCUGCUGAGCUCCGGGCAUCUCGUGUACGCCAGCGUGCACUUCUGUAAAGUCAAGGCAGUGGGCCCCGAAGGCUGCUCCCCCCCGCACUGCAGGAGCCACAGUGCGGUUCACCAUGGUUGCGACCAGCAGCUUAAGCAGUAAAAAUUCGUCCAGCGUUUCAGAGUUGAUAGACCGUGGCUUUCCGCCUGGAAGUCUAAGUGAUUUUGACUACUGGGAUUAUGUUGUGCCGGAACCCAACCUCAAUGAGGUGGUAUUUGAAGAGACGACUUGCCAGAGCCUGGCUAAAAUGCUGGAGAAUUCCCUGUCCAAAUCCAAGCAGACCAAACUUGGCUGCUCCAAGGUUCUCGUCCCUGAGAAACUGACCAAGAGAAUAGCUCAAGAUGUAUUGCGCCUGUCUUCUUCUGAGCCCUGUGGUCUUCGAGGUUGCAUUAUCCAUGUAAACUUGGAAAUUGAAAAUGUAUGUAAGAAGCUUGAUAAGAUUGUGUGUGAUGCUAGUGUGGUACCUACCUUUGAGCUUACACUAGUGUUUAAGCAGGACAACUGUUCGUGGUCUAGUUUCAGGGACUUUUUCUUCAGUAAAGCUCGUUUCACAUCUGGUUUUAGGAGAACUCUGAUUCUCAGCCCAGGAUUUAGGCUUGUUAAAAGGAAACUUUACUCACUGAUUGGAACAGUCAUUGAAGAGUGCUAGAAAAAUUUCGCUUGCUGACUUAUAAUAGAUUGUGCCACUGUUUGGUUUGAUGUCCCUUGUAGCUUGACUGGCCUCAUCAAGAAACCCCAAAUUUAGCCCA